AGUAUGUCGUAAACAUAUUAAUUUUCGUUUUUCCUCGUCGAUAAAAACACACACACACACACACAAUGUUUCACUUCUAAUCAUAUACGUUUAUAGUGUUAUCCGAUUAUUGUACGACAAUAUCUAAGUGAUAAUGCAUCAUUAUAUCGUACUGAUUGUUUUUUAAAAUUAUCCGUUCAAUUAUUUACUACACAAAGUCUCGCAAGAUAUUUAAUAUCUUCACAUAAUGCAUUUCAAACCAUAAUAGAUUCAUUUCUUGAAUAUUGUCAAUCCAAACUUGAUCAUGGAAAACUUUUAUUUUCAAGAACAACAAAUACACCAAUACAACAUGAAUUUCGUCGUGCACAAUCUAUUCUUUAUGAUUUAAGGUAUUUACUAGGUGUUGUACCUGAUCAUUAUACAAAUGAAUUACGCGAAAAUUUUAUAAAUGGUUUUCAAGCAUUUCUUCAAUUAUUAAUAUAUAUACAUGGUAUGGAUAAAGUUACACGACAAACUGGACAACAUAUUGAAUUUGAUCCGGAAUGGGAAACAGCAUUUAAUUUAGUUAUUAAAAUUCAAGCAAUUAUUUCGUCUAUAUUAGAUUGGUGUUCACAUGAUAAAGAUUUAUUACUUCGUGCAUAUGAAGUAACUGGUUUAGCAUUAGCUGAAAUUGAACGAACAAGUGAUGUAUCACAUUUAAUUAAAGAUAAAAAUAAUUCAUCAAUUGUUAAAACAACCGUACAUGAUUUUAAAAUUGAUUGUUUUGCAUAUGAUGUAGCAAAAGAUCCUGUUACAGUACAUAUACCUGUUGUAAGAUUAUUUGCUGGUAAGUUUUAUUCAAAGAAAUAG
Messenger RNA from Adineta steineri, 828 nucleotides. Lineage: Eukaryota; Metazoa; Rotifera; Eurotatoria; Adinetida; Adinetidae. The record is from the annotation of a GenBank genome assembly.